CAGCGAUUGGAGGAAGUGGGUGAAGGUACCCAGCGCUGGCGUGUCGUGGGCGGGUGGAAGGCCUGUUUAUAAACCCAGAUCUUUCCUCGUGGGCGGGAACAGCAACAGUAGGGAGUGAAAGUGAAGCGAGAGAAGAAAGUGAGAGAGACGUAGAGGAGACAAGGCGGUGGUGGCGACGGCUGUGGUUGACCGGGGUCCGCGGAGGGGGCGAGGCGGCCGCCCCUGUAUGCGUCUUCAACCGCGCAUGGACGACCACCUCAGCCUCCUUCAAUCACCCCCGCCAAGCGCAACCAAAACCCGGGGCAACAACCUGGUGAACCACGGAUACACCGAGACAGAAGCCGACGUGAUGACGGUUGUGGCGUGUGACAACAUGUUAGAAGAGUCAGCGGCUCUACCGGGCCACCACUCUCUGGACCGAGAUGAACCGGAUCACGAAUGCUGCGAGAGGGUGGUCAUCAACAUCUCAGGGUUACGCUUUGAGACGCAGCUAAAGACUCUCUCGCAAUUUCCAGAGACGCUGCUGGACCCCAAGCAGAGGAUGAGGUACUUUGCUCCCCUCAGGAACGAAUACUUUUUUGAUCGGAACCGGCCCAGCUUUGAUGCCAUUCUGUAUUACUACCAAUCUGGCGGGCGCAUAAGAAGACCUGUUAAUGUGCCCAUUGACAUUUUUUCUGAGGAGAUACGCUUCUAUGAGCUGGGCGAGGAGGCUAUGGAGAAGUUCAGGGAGGAUGAAGGUUUCAUAAAGGAGGAGGAGCGACCGCUGCCUGAGAAUGAAUUUCAAAGACAGGUGUGGCUGCUUUUUGAAUACCCAGAGAGCUCCGGUCCCGCCCGGGGAAUCGCAAUAGUCUCUGUCUUGGUCAUUCUCAUCUCCAUUGUCAUUUUCUGCUUAGAGACAUUGCCGGAGUUCAGGGACGAGAACAGAGAUCCAAUCACCACUGCACCUGUGAUAAAUGGCACACUCCCGUAUCUCAUCAGCCCCUUCUCAGACCCGUUCUUUGUCGUGGAGACGUUGUGUAUAAUCUGGUUCUCCUUCGAGUUACUAGUGCGUUUUUUUGCGUGCCCCAGUAAGGCCACGUUCUCCAAAAAUAUUAUGAACAUUAUAGACAUUGUGGCCAUUGUUCCCUAUUUCAUCACCCUGGGCACAGAGCUGGCAGAAAGACAAGGAAACGGACAGCAGGCCAUGUCAUUAGCCAUUCUACGCGUAAUUAGGCUUGUUCGGGUGUUUCGUAUCUUCAAACUGUCGCGUCACUCUAAGGGACUUCAAAUUUUAGGACAGACUCUAAAGGCCAGUAUGCGUGAGCUGGGCUUGCUCAUCUUCUUCUUAUUCAUCGGUGUCAUCCUGUUCUCCAGUGCUGUCUACUUUGCUGAGGCAGACGACCCAGAUUCGGGUUUCAACAGCAUCCCGGACGCAUUUUGGUGGGCUGUUGUCACUAUGACUACAGUGGGCUAUGGAGACAUGCACCCCGUGACAAUUGGGGGAAAGAUUGUGGGGUCUUUGUGCGCAAUUGCUGGUGUGCUGACUAUUGCCCUGCCCGUACCUGUCAUCGUCUCCAAUUUUAACUACUUCUACCACAGAGAAACGGAGGGCGAGGAGCAGGCACAAUACCUGCACGUGGGCAGCUGCCAGCCUUUAGCAGACACAGAGGAGCUGAGGAAGACUCGCUCUUCUUCUUCACUCAGCAAGAGCGAGUACAUGGUAAUAGAAGAGCACGGGAUAAACAGCACGUUCAAACAGCAGCCCAACUUCCCCACUACCACCCCGAACAACUCGCAGAAUUGUGUGAAUAUAAGCAAAAAGAUUUUCACCGACGUGUAGCCAGUUUUUAGAGCCAUAACCCUGAACACAGGAAGUGGUAAUGCAUCAACACACAGCUGGUUCUGCCGUUGCGCACCAGCAUGUGGAACCAGCGGUAGAUGAGAAAAAAAAAAAAAACAGAAAAAGAAGCGAACGAACAAAGCCUGUCUGUUCAGAGAUGCUGCUUUGUGCUCCAUUCAAAGAAACGGGAUUGUUCAUUUCAGUGGUAUGAAUUCAUAAUUCUGUGUGGUUCCAUUCGCGCUUACAAGAAGAUAAAGAGCUCCUUAUAGAGUAUUAGGCCUAUUAUUUUUCUCUGGGUGAGAGGGGUUGACCUGUUGUGAGUCGUGCAAUAGUGAGUAUAUUUUCACAACAGGUAGACA
Molecule: messenger RNA, 2178 nt
Organism: Archocentrus centrarchus (flier cichlid)
Lineage: Eukaryota; Metazoa; Chordata; Actinopteri; Cichliformes; Cichlidae
Product: potassium voltage-gated channel subfamily A member 3-like
Biological process (GO): potassium ion transmembrane transport; protein homooligomerization; action potential
Cellular component (GO): membrane; voltage-gated potassium channel complex
Molecular function (GO): protein binding; delayed rectifier potassium channel activity
Source: RefSeq, a predicted model, not a curated record